Messenger RNA from Esox lucius (northern pike), 5966 nucleotides. Its product is annotated as collagen alpha-4(IV) chain. The transcript is spliced from 48 exons. The record is from RefSeq and is a predicted model, not a curated record. Gene Ontology annotation, cellular component: collagen trimer. NCBI's taxonomy places the organism in Eukaryota, Metazoa, Chordata, Actinopteri, Esociformes, Esocidae. Gene Ontology annotation, molecular function: extracellular matrix structural constituent. The coding region runs from base 172 to 5181 and encodes 1669 amino acids.
UCUACUCUUCAGCAGGUACAUCCGUUUAACGGAAAGCCGAUGUCUUGAGGACGAAAUCACCACAUGAAUAAGGUGUGCUCUUAAAAACCAGGCCAGGAAGGUGUUUUGAGUAUCCUGACCUAUCACAGAGGGCAGCACUUGGGUGGGUGGAGUCAUCAGAAGGUGUGACCAAUGACAACAUUUGCAUGCUGGGUGACAUUCUGUUCUCUGCCUAUCUGGUGGAUCGUCCUGCUUGACAUCUCUGGACAGAGAGCCGAUGCUGGAGAGACGCUGCGCCCGUGUCUUGGCAGAGACUGCUCCGUGUGCGACUGUCUACCAGCCAAGGGUGCCCGGGGGGCACCUGGAAGGCUGGGAAAUGAGGGGAAACAGGGCCAGAAUGGCCCCAUGGGCAUCACAGGGCCUCAAGGGGCCAAGGGCAGAAGGGGAGACCAGGGGCCAACUGGCCCAGAUGGAUUGAAAGGGGUUCGGGGUGAGACUGGUCAUCCUGGAUUUUUGGGCAUCAACGGACUCAACGGUCACCCCGGGGUGGUGGGGCCUCCCGGCCUGCCGGGUCCGGACGGUUGUCCUGGAAACAGGGGUCCAACGGGGAGACACGGGUUUAAUGGCACGAACGGGUUCCCAGGACCCAAGGGCUUUCCCGGACCCAAAGGAAUCAAAGGGGAUCCUUUCUACAGUGUGUCUGUCCCAGGCCUUCCUGGUGACCCUGGAGCGGAUGGAUCUCCUGGGUUACCGGGUUCUGCUGGGCCAAAGGGACAGAGAGGCCCCACUGGGCCGGACGGAUUUAAUGGCCGAGAUGGUGAACCCGGAGCCAGAGGGGAACCAGGUGACGCUGGCAGGUCACUGCCGGGCAUUAAAGGUGACGAGGGGGAGCCGGGCCAGCCGGGCCCUCCAGGGCUUGAGGAAAUCAUCGAGCCUCCAGACUUAUUCUAUCUGAAAGGGUUUAAGGGGGAUAAAGGUAUUUCAGGACUAUGUGGACCCAGAGGCAUAUCUGGAGCAGGAUCCUACGAAGGACUUAAAGGAGAAAAGGGCCUCGUUGGCUUCCAAGGCCCGCAGGGUCUCCCUGGAGUUUCCGGCCAACCUGGAUUGACGGGAGCACAGGGCAAUCCUGGAGACUGGGGACUUCCUGGUCUGAUUGGCCACUUGGGACCGAAGGGUUUCCAAGGAGACAAAGGGAUCAGAGGACCAGACAGGGAAAUAUCUUCAAAUGACACCGGUUACCGUGGUGAUCCCGGAUCCCCGGGUCUAAGAGGGCCCCCAGGGGACAUUGGAGAGAUGGGGGUCCCUGGAUUCCCUGGUCCACCAGGGGUGGUGCUUUUCCCAGGUCGCCCAGCACAGCCGGGUACCCCGGGUCUCCCUGGUCCUAAGGGCCUUAAAGGGGAGCCAGGCCGAUACCUUUCUCUGGUACCUAUACCAGGACAACCAGGGGAAAGAGGGCUUCCCGGGUCAAAGGGGUACAGAGGUCUUCCUGGCCCUCCAGGGGGGUCAUUUCCCGUAGUAAUUGACUGUGUCCCCGGGGAGCCGGGGGAGCUCGGAGAGAAAGGUGAUCAGGGAUAUCCUGGAUUAAAGGGAUACCAUGGAGUAAAAGGCAGCAGCGGUGGGUGUGAGUGUACCCCAGGAAUUCCAGGUGGACCCGGCCUACAGGGGCACCCAGGAUACGAUGGACUGCCAGGACCCAGGGGAGAGACAGGGGACCAUGGAGAGACUGGGGACCCUGGCACCCGAGGACCACAUGGCGAACCUGGUCGUCCUGGUUACACAGGGCCAAAGGGCCAGAAGGGGGAGUCCUUGCUGGCCAAUUACAAGGGUGAAAAAGGGGACCCAGGCUUGGAUGGUCCCGGUGGGCCCACAGGAUCUUCCGGUCUGGCAGGACCAGAUGGCUUUCCUGGUGCUGUGGGUGACCCAGGAUCCCCGGGUGACAGUUACGGCGGAGCCAGAGGUGAAAAAGGCUACCGGGGACUUCCUGGUCCCCCAGGCCUCCCUGGAAGACCAGGACCCCCAGGCCCUACUGUUCCAGGCCACCAAGGACACGCUGGGCCCCCAGGGGACAUGGGGCCCCCAGGUCCACCUGGACACCCUGGGUCACCCGGACCUCCAGGGGAGAUUCUGCGAUGUCCCCCCAUCCACCCGGGCCGGCCGGGCUUGAAGGGUUCACCGGGCCUCCCAGGGAUUCCUGGGCCUCCGGGACGACCUGGUUUCCCAGGUACACCGGGUUUCAUUGGACCAAAAGGCGUGAGAGGAGAUGAUGGGACACACAGGGAUUUCGGACCCCCCGGCCCCAGAGGACGUGAUGGAGAUGACGGUGACCCUGGCCUUCCUGGAGUCACACUGGACGGACCGCCGGGUCCCACCGGAUCGCCGGGACCUCCAGGCCUCCCGGGACCUCCGGGAGACGCCCUCAAUGCCAGACGUGGUGCCCCAGGUUUACCUGGGGUACCUGGGAUACCGGGACCUAAGGGAGCCCCUGGUUUUGCAGGACCCGCUGGGCCUCCAGGCGUACCAGGCCCGCCUGGAGCCGUGGGUUACAAGGGUCCAUUGGGAGACCCAGGGGAUCCAGGACCGACCGGCAUCCCAGGUCCACCUGCCCAUGUAUGUAGACAUAAAGGAGCUCCUGGCCCGCCCGGAACCCCUGGCCCACCUGGACCCAGGGGCCCGCCAGGUCUUUGUGGUGAUAAAGGACCACGUGGCCUCGUGGGUCCUCCUGGACACGGACUGCAUGGACCCCCAGGGAACCCUGGGCCACCAGGCCCCCCCGGCCCUCCUGGGGCCAAAGGAUUCAGUGGGUUGCCAGGUGACCCUGGAUUCUCAGGUUUACCAGGAAGCAAAGGGCCGAGUGGAUACCCUGGCAGGGACGGUUUAACCGGGCCUUGUUCGCCAGGCCGGCCUGGAAACCCGGGACCACUGGGUAGCCAAGGGAAGAGAGGUUUUAGAGGACGAGACGGUCAGCCAGGAGAUCAGGGGGACAAAGGAACUAAAGGUCGCAGAGGUCUCCCAGGACCCCCUAGUCUUAUAGAAAAACCAUGGUUAAAAGGACAGAAGGGUGCCCAAGGACCGCGUGGAGAAGAUGGCUUUCUGGGACCUAGAGGUAGCAAGGGUCAAAGAGGACAACCUGGUAGACCAGGGGUGAAUGGGUUGGAUGGUCCAGAUGGACACGAAAAGGGAAUCCGAGGACAACCUGGUAGAUCAGGCCAACCUGGACCCUAUGGAGCCCAAGGACCUGAAGGCCUUAGGGGUGUAGCGGGGUUCUCUGGACCAGUCGGACAUCAGGGGGACCCUGGCUACCUGGGACCUCCAGGGAGACCAGGCCAUCCAGGAAACCAUGGCUUAAAGGGUGACCACGGAGACACCAUAGUAAUCCCAGGUCCUCCUGGACCACCCGGUCCUCCCGGAGACAGCGGACCAAAAUGUGACGUUGGGGAGCCAGGAGAUCUGGGUGACCCAGGACACCGAGGACUUCCAGGACCACCAGGGGUACCGGGUGUCACUGGAGACACAGGCCGGCAGGGAGGCCCAGGUCUCCCUGGGCCCCAAGGUCCAAAAGGUCAUCCUGGACCCCAAGGUCCUCCCGGAAGACCUUUCGAAGGUCAAGGUCUUGAUGGUUAUCCUGGUGCUCCCGGACCCCCAGGGCCCCCAGGAGCUCAAGGUCUGGACGGUCUGGAUGGACUACCAGGUCAGAAAGGGCAGAAGGGAGCUAAAGGACCAGAUGUGUCUGGCCCACCGGGUCCAUGUGGGUACCCUGGACUGAAGGGUCCCAGGGGACCCCCCGGACCCAUAGGAACCAGUGUCCCCGGACCUCAAGGCCCAAGGGGUCCCCCAGGCUACCAAGGACCCCCAGGACCUCCUGGGGAGGCAGGUGGUCCAGGUUUCGGGUGCACAGAACAUCACCGGGGACCCAGCGGAGAUCCAGGGUACCAUGGUGUUCACGGACCUCCAGGACCACCUGGGGAGCCGGGACCCCCAGGUAAGGCAGAGUACUCUCUAGGAGACCCAGGGCCCCAUGGUCUACAAGGGCCCCAUGGUCGUAAAGGACAAAGAGGCCAUCCAGGUUACCCAGGGCCAGGAGCCGUCCCAGGACCUCCGGGACCAAAGGGUCGCAGAGGCCCAGUUGGAAACAUGGGCCCAGUGGGACCAAAAGGCCCACCAGGUGCCUAUGGCUUCCCGGGGCCCAAAGGUGACAAAGGCAGUCACGGGGAUGCAGGUCCCAAAGGACGCCCUGGUGGGUUGAUAAAUGUUUCCGAUAUAAUCCCAGAACCUCCUGCUGGGGACCACGGCCCUCCAGGACCAGUCGGUCGACCUGGGCCUCUGGGCAACGCUGGUCCCUGUGGGCCCCCUGGACCUCAUGGUCCUAAGGGCCCUGCCGGGUCUCAAGGGCCCGCUGGGAGACCAGGAGCUCCAGGUCCACCAGGACCUAUGGGAGGCCCAGGUGAUCCUGGACAUAGAGGUUUUGUUGGACAUCAAGGUCCCCCGGGUCCUCACGGUGACCCUGGCUACGCCGGCUCCGCAGCCUCUGCGAGUUCCGGCUUCCUGCUGGUGAUCCACAGCCAGUCGGCGGAUGUUCCCCGGUGUCCGGGGGGCAGCUCCCCUCUGUGGACGGGCUACAGCCUGCUCUCCCUGGAGGGACAGGAGAGAGCGCGCACACAGGACCUGGGCCAGGCCGGCUCAUGUCUUCGAGUCUUCAGCACCAUGCCCUUCACCUAUUGCAACAGUGGCACCUGUAACUACGCAAGCCGCAACGACAAGUCCUACUGGCUGUCCACAACAGCCGCCGUGCCCAUGAUGCCCGUAUCGGGCCUCCACAUCCGUGCCCAUAUCAGUCGCUGUGCCGUGUGCGAGGCGGCUUCGCCCGCUGUGGCGGUGCACAGCCAGGACACAGUCACCCCGGCCUGCCCUCCUGGAUGGAGGAGCCUGUGGGCUGGUUACUCGUUCCUCAUGCACUCCGGGGCAGGUGACGAGGUCGGCGGUCAGUCCCUGAGCUCGUCGGGCAGCUGCCUGCGGGACUUCCGCACCCAACCCUUCCUGGAGUGCCAGGGCCGUCGGGGCACAUGCCACUACUUCGCCAACAUCUACAGCUUCUGGCUGACCCACGUGUCCCUGGACGGCAAGCCGGCGGCGCCCGGUGUGCUGAAGUCCGGCGAGCAACAGCGCCGACACGCUAGCCGCUGCCACGUGUGCACCAGGGGCUGAGAAAAAAUUACGCCGUCGCCUAUUUUUAUCUUGUCUUUGGGUUACUGAUUGAUCGUGCUGAUUCGCCUGCUGGGUGCGUACAUCUCUUUGUUUCGCUCCGGCAUUGUGGCGGACAGCUGCCCAACCCCGGGCCAGUCUACUAUCUUAUCCGUACAUCGUUGCCUUUUGAUAAUAUUAACAAUGUUCACCCAACCCCUUUGCAUUGCCACACCUGUAGUUGGGUCCAGUGAUGCGCUUGCCCGUUCCGCACAGACAGUUUUCCACUGUGGAGGCCCUUUGUAACUUUGUCAGCGCGUCAAAAAUCAUCUCCCGUUUUGACCACGGCGGCUAGUUUAACCAAACCCUACUGUGUCUUGCAGUCUGUCCUCAUCCAUAGACUGCAAGGCAGAGAAAACGAAUGUGAAGGAUGGCCGACAUUCUGCGGAACAGUCCGUUAAACUUGACAAACAUAUGCAGUACUGUUUGUUGGCAGGCGUGGGAAACUCGGGGAAGUACUUGUUGUGAACCGGGUGCAACACGUUGUGUAUGUAUUCACUUGCUUUUAACGUCUACAUUAUAUGUUUUUUUAUGAAACUAUAUUUUGUGUUAUUUUUGCAUUAAUUUCCAUGUUUUGCAAUGUAUUUUUUACACUGCAGCUAUUACAAGCCUCAAAAGGCAGUGGUCAGGUUUCUUCAACUGUGUUGUACACCUUUUUGUAUUCAUGUGAAACGGCAAACUUGCGUAGGUGAUGUGAGUGAUGUCUGUGUCUUGGUGUAAAUAUCCAUUUGGUUCAUGCUGGUGCUGAU